This is a messenger RNA of Paecilomyces variotii, 1652 nucleotides long. Its product is annotated as putative FMN dependent dehydrogenase. The record is from RefSeq and is a predicted model, not a curated record. Gene Ontology annotation, molecular function: oxidoreductase activity; FMN binding. NCBI's taxonomy places the organism in Eukaryota, Fungi, Ascomycota, Eurotiomycetes, Eurotiales, Thermoascaceae. Bases 356 to 1564 code for a protein of 402 amino acids. The transcript has a single exon.
AGAACAUCGAGAACGCUCAUUCAUCUUCUCCAGACCCACCAUCUUCUAUACCGUAUUAGCUAAUCGUGAGUGACGUCGUCAAUAUGUAUAACUGCAACACUACAUCAUGUCUGGAUAUGCUUCAAUGGCUAUUCGGGAUUGUCGCGAAUUCAAUUCGUCGAUGAACUCACCAUGCUUAUUGAGAACGCAGCAAAAACCGGAAUCUGGCAUUCGGUUCGUUCCGAGUGCUUUCGAUCUGAUUCCCGGUCUAUUAUUUAUGCAUAAAGGCUGGCAGUAUCUAUAGAUAUUUAUCACUACAGUCUAGCAACUUGUGAACACUCGAACAAUACCAUAAACUUCCAGACGAAAAAUUGCGAUGGCCUCCAAGUCGAACCCAUACACCUACGAAGUGGAAGUCUAUCAACAUGGCCUCAACGACAAGAGACCACCGAUCAGCUUCAACCCUCUCGACUGGGAGUCGUUAGCCAAGGAGCGCCUUUCCGCAGAGAGUUUUGGAUACGUCUGGGGAUCUGCUGGGACGAGAGAAACGGACGACAAUAACCGUGCAGCAUUCAAGAAAUGGGCCAUUGUCCCUUCGCGAUUAGUGAAAUCGGACUUUCCGAAUCUGAAAACAACCCUCUUUGGUGAAGAGUACGAUUAUCCAGUCGCCAUUGCGCCCGUCGGGGUGUUGCGCAUCUUUCACCGUGAUGGCGAAGAAGCUGUCGCAUCUGCUGCGGAGGCGGAUAACGUCACGUAUAUUCUGAGCACCGCAUCCUCGACCAGUAUCGAGGACGCCGCAAAGGCCAAUGGCAACGGGUCGCGUUGGUACCAGCUAUAUUGGCCGCCCAACGAACAGAACGAUAUCACUAUCAGUCUACUCAACAGAGCCAAAGCUGCAAACUACAAGGUCCUGGUAGUGACCCUGGACACGUAUAUCUUGGGCUGGCGACCCUCCGAUCUUAGUAAUGGAUAUAAUCCUUUUCUAAGAAAAGACAACAUCGGUGUCGAGAUAGGUUUCUCUGACCCUGUCUUUCGAAAGAAAUUUAAAGAGAAGCAUGGAAAGGAAAUCGAAGAAGACACGGGGACUGCUGCAUCAGACUGGGCGCAUACGAUUUUCCCGGGCAUGAGCCACGGAUGGGAAGACCUUGACUUUCUGCGAAAACACUGGGAUGGUCCUAUUGUUCUGAAGGGGAUUCAGACCGUUCAGGAUGCCAAAUUAGCUGUCCAGCAUGGCAUGCAGGGUAUCAUUGUCUCGAACCAUGGCGGACGCCAACAAGAUGGCGGCGUCGGGUCGUUAGAUGUCCUCCCAGAAAUUGUGGAUGCUGUCGGACAGGAUAUUGAAGUCCUAUUCGAUUCAGGAGUACGUUGUGGUGCGGACGUCAUCAAGGCGCUGGCGCUGGGUGCUAAGAUGGUUCUCGUGGGACGGCCGUACGUCUACGGACUUGCCAUUAGUGGAAAAGAGGGAGUUCGCCAUGUGAUGCGAAGCAUACUUGGAGAUCUGGAUCUCAACUUGCAUUUAUCUGGGAUCAAGUCAGUGUCGCCAGAGCAUCUGAACCGCUCAGUAUUGAAGCAAAUGCGUUGGUAGCGCGAUUUUCGCAGUGUCCCGAGAUAUAAAUCUAUCUAGGCAGAUAAUAUCAUAGACCAGAGAAAAUACGACGCUUCAAUAUACAGAU